Molecule: messenger RNA, 1297 nt
Organism: Phytomonas sp. EM1
Lineage: Eukaryota; Euglenozoa; Kinetoplastea; Trypanosomatida; Trypanosomatidae
Source: the annotation of a GenBank genome assembly
GCACAUACAAACAUACAGAGCAUAUCAAUCCAGAGGUGUCUAAACAAAGUUGGUAAUUACAUUUCUCUUAAAAAAAUUUCGUAGGAUGAGUGAUGAUGAUGAGUGUCCAAAUCUUAUUAGUGCCAAGGUACCAGUCACCAUACUGACUGGGUUCCUCGGUAGCGGGAAGACGACCCUGUUGCACUAUGUUAUUUCAGCUGAACAUAACCUGCGAAUUGCUGUCAUUGUAAAUGAGUUUGAGUUUGGUAGAACAAUUGAGAAGGGUCUCCAUUUAAAGAGCUCCGAGAAGCUCGAUGACGAGUGGCUGGAGCUUAAAAACGGCUGCAUGUGUUGCACAGCUCAGACCCAAACGGUACAGGCUCUGGAAUCGUUGAUUUGUCGCAAAGGCACCUUUGACCUCAUUCUUGUUGAGACCUCCGGGCUGGCCGAUCCUGGACCUAUUGCAACAAUGUUCUGGCAGGAUGAUGCUCUGUGCGGUAAACUUUACCUCUCUGGUAUUGUCACGCUUGUGGACUCUGUCAACAUUGUCAAAUACCUGGCAGAUGGCGACGUAUCCAACGAAGCUUCUCGUCAGUUGUUGCUGGCCGACAAAAUCGUUUUGAACAAGUGUGAUAUCGCCACACCGUCUCAGCAAGAGGCCGCACUGAGUGAAGUACGCGCUAUCAAUCCUGUAGCAGAGGUGAUACGAAGUAGCUACUCUCAGAUACCUGACCUCCGUCGUAUUCUUUUCAUUGGCACCACACGCUCACUGAAGGAGCUGGACUGUGCCCACAUCGAACACCACUCCACCAUCAGGGCAAUUUCAUUAGAGUUUUACGAUUGCGAUCGCUGUUUAGCCGUGGGUGAUCCACGGGAUGUCGACUUCAUUUGUAAAGAACUACUAUACAAUAGUGAGGAGAAUGACUUCGAAGUGGUGCGCUGUAAGGCGGCGAUUUGGAUGUACAAAGAUAACAUGUACUCAUUGUUGCAACUCCAAAGCAUUGGGGAUCUCUUUGAUGUAAGAAUGAUGGAGGGUCAUACUUUGCCGUUAGGUUGUACUCGUGUACUUGUUCUUGGAAAGAAUUUAGACGCCGAAAAGUUGCGACAGAUUUUUUUGCCGUACUUGAAAGCGACAAAGUGACCCUUCGGAUUUAAAGAAGAUGCUCUGAGCGUGUGGCAUUUAGGGAAAGUGGUUUUAUGUUGCUGCUAGAGUUGUACAAGUGUGGGAUGCAUUGCCCCACGAAGGGAUCUUUUGCAGGCUUCCAUUUCGCGAAUUGGUUGGAUUCUAAAGUAAUUAUGAUUUAUCAUCCCGCAAUAA